AUGACGCAAGAUUCACAAAGAAAGAGAGAAUUCUGGACGCUGCUGCCUCCGCCCCGCCCCUUCCGGUCCCGGGCCCUCCGCGUCCCAGCAGCGGCAGCGGUGCCAUGGUUUCCUCUUCGGCAACAUGUUCGAGAGGAUGGCCGAGUUCGUUCAUCUGGAGUUACUAUUGUUAAACCAAUAGUUUAUGGUAAUGUUGCUCGCUAUUUUGAAAAGAAAAGAGAAGAGGACGGGCAUACCCACCAGUGGACGGUGUGUGUGAAACCAUAUAGAAAUGAGGAUAUGUCAGCUUAUGUGAAGAAAAUCCAAUUUAAAUUGCAUGAAAGUUACAGCAAUCCUUUAAGAGUUGUUACUAAACCACCUUAUGAAAUUAAUGAAACAGGAUGGGGUGAAUUUGAAAUAAUCAUCAAAAUAUUUUUUAUUGAUCCUAAUGAAAGACCUGUAACCCUGUAUCAUUUAUUGAAGCUAUUUCAAUCAGAUACCAAUGCAAUGCUAGGGAAAAAGACAAUGGUUUCAGAGUUCUAUGAUGAAAUGAUAUUUCAAGAUCCUACAGCAAUGAUGCAGCAGUUAUUAACAACAUCUCGUCAGCUAACAUUAGCCCCUAUAAGCAUGAAAGGCCCCUAUAAGCAUGAAACGGAAUUUGCAGAACUUGAAGUGAAAACCAGAGAAAAAUUAGAAGCUGCCAAAAAGACGAGCUUUGAAAUUGCACAACUUAAGGAGAGGUUCAAAGCAAGUCGGGAAACUAUAAAUUGUUUAAAAAAUGAAAUAAAAAAACUUGAAGAAGAUGAUCAGACAAAAGAGAUGUAAACAAUUCUGAAGAGAACUUCAUUAUCAACUGAA
Molecule: messenger RNA, 837 nt
Organism: Suncus etruscus (white-toothed pygmy shrew)
Lineage: Eukaryota; Metazoa; Chordata; Mammalia; Eulipotyphla; Soricidae
Product: YEATS domain-containing protein 4-like
Biological process (GO): regulation of DNA-templated transcription
Source: RefSeq, a predicted model, not a curated record